AUGUUCUUUCUGCUGUUGCUGGAAGCUCGCAAUGGUCACUAUGUGGCAAUCUCCCACUUUGAAGGGGCCAGCGAGGGCACCCUCCCCAUAGCCCAGGGUGAAGACCUCAGUCUCCCGGAAGAGGACAAAGACGACACUGGUCCCUGGGCAGGCGUGGGUCACGCUCUCGCUCGCUCUCUUUCUACCGCCAUCUUGGUUCCGCAUUCCCCCCACAAAACGCCUGGUGAAGUCACAGAAACCGUCCCUGCUACAGAGCAGGAGUUGCCACAGGCCCAGGGUGAGACAGGGUCUGGAACAGAAUCCGACGGUGAUGAAUCAGUACCAGAGCCUGAGGAACAGGAUUCCACACAGGCAGCCACACAACAGGCCCAGCUGGCAACAGCCGCUGAAAUCGAUGAAGAACCAGUCAGUAAAGCAAAACAGAGCCAGAGUGAAAAGAAGGCAGGGAAGGCUAUGUCCAAACUGGGUCUUCGACAGGUUACAGGGGUUACAAGAGGCACUAUCUGGAAAUCUAAGAAUAUCCUCUUUGUCAUCACAAAACCAGAUGUCUACAAGAGCCCGGCUUCAGAUACCCACAUAGUUUUGGGGGAAGCCAAGAUCGAGGAUUUAUCUCAACAAGCACAACUAGCAGCUGCUGAGAAAUUCAAAGUUCAAGGUGAAGCUGUCUCAAACAUUCAAGAAAACACAGAGACUCCAACUGUACAAGAGGAGAGUGAAGAGGAAGAGGUUGAUGAAACCGGCGUAGAGGUUAAGGACAUAGAAUUGGUCCUGUCACAAGCAAAUGUGUCAAGAGCAAAGGCAGUCCGAGCCCUGAAGAACAACAGUAAUGAUACUGUAAAUGCUAUAAUGGAAUUAACAAUGUAA
This is a messenger RNA of Odobenus rosmarus divergens (Pacific walrus), 864 nucleotides long. RefSeq names its product nascent polypeptide-associated complex subunit alpha-like. The record is from RefSeq and is a predicted model, not a curated record. The transcript has 3 exons. NCBI's taxonomy places the organism in Eukaryota, Metazoa, Chordata, Mammalia, Carnivora, Odobenidae. The coding region runs from base 1 to 864 and encodes 287 amino acids.